AUGAUUAAAUCAAGGUCGCAGUUCUUUAAGAUUGCAACUUUGAGCAUUGUCUUUUGUGCGUCGGUGGUUGGUGGCAACAUUUCUCUCAGGUAUUUGGCGGUUUCUUUUAACCAAGCGGUGGGUGCAACCACACCUUUCUUCACGGCUGUUUUUGCUUAUUUGGCUACCUUUAAGAGAGAAGCUUGGAUUACAUAUGCUGCUCUUGUUCCUGUUGUUGCUGGUGUUGUCAUUGCAAGUGGGGGCGAGCCAGGGUUUCACGUAUUCGGAUUUCUUAUGUGCCUAAGCGCAACCGCUGCAAGAGCUUUCAAAUCUGUUCUUCAAGGCAUUUUACUUUCUUCUGAAGGGGAGAAGUUGAACUCGAUGAAUCUGCUCCUGUAUAUGUCUCCGAUUGCAGUUGUACUUUUGUUGCCUGCAGCGCUUAUCAUGGAGCCAAAUGUUAUAGAUGUCACAUUAGCACUUGGAAAGGAACAUAAAUUUAUGGGCGUGCUUCUUCUUCUUAACUCCGCCACAGCAUAUGCAGCAAACUUAACAAACUUCCUGGUGACAAAACAUACAAGUGCUUUGACACUCCAGGUAUUAGGCAAUGCAAAAGGUGCUGUAGCUGUUGUUAUCUCUAUACUGAUAUUCAGAAACCCUGUCACUUUUAUUGGCAUGGCUGGCUAUGCAGUUACUGUAAUGGGAGUUGUUGCAUAUGGAGAAACAAAAAGGAGGUUUAGAUGA
Molecule: messenger RNA, 720 nt
Organism: Vicia faba (fava bean)
Lineage: Eukaryota; Viridiplantae; Streptophyta; Magnoliopsida; Fabales; Fabaceae
Source: the annotation of a GenBank genome assembly